Empidonax traillii (willow flycatcher) is the source of this 810-nucleotide messenger RNA. Its product is annotated as T-cell surface glycoprotein CD3 gamma chain-like. Lineage: Eukaryota; Metazoa; Chordata; Aves; Passeriformes; Tyrannidae. Gene Ontology annotation, cellular component: alpha-beta T cell receptor complex; membrane; external side of plasma membrane. The coding region runs from base 151 to 663 and encodes 170 amino acids. Gene Ontology annotation, biological process: positive thymic T cell selection; cell surface receptor signaling pathway. Gene Ontology annotation, molecular function: transmembrane signaling receptor activity. The record is from RefSeq and is a predicted model, not a curated record. The transcript has 5 exons.
AGGCAGGCUCAGAGCACCCCAGCCAUCCCCAGCUGCUGGGGGAGGGAGGCUCCAGCCCCCAGCAUCCGGCACCUGACGCAGAUCUGGGGCAAAUGAUGCAGUUGUGGUGAGGAGCUCUCUGAGAGGGGACGGAACCGCCACCUCCGUGCCAUGUGGAGGGGAAGGGCCCUGGGUGUCUGGGCAGUGCUGGCCAGCCUGGCUGUGCCCAGCUGGGGUAACCAAGGACAUAAAAUAACUGUGAAAGAAACCAGUGGGAAGGUGUUCCUGCAAUGUACACUACCAGGUAAAGUUACAUGGUGGAAAGAUGGGAACGACCUUGGAAACCAAACUCAGCUGGAGCUGAGUGCGGUUUACGACGACCCCAGAGGCCUCUACACGUGUAAAGCAGGAGAGACAGAGGAGAAGCUGCAGGUGCACUAUCGAAUGUGCCAGAACUGCAUCGAGGUGGACGCUGCCACCGUCUCGGGGAUCGUGAUCGCCGAUGUCAUCGCCACCAUGCUGCUGGCAGUGGCCGUGUACUGCGUCACCGGCCACGACAGGGGACACAUGUCACGAGCCUCUGACAGGCAGAACCUGAUUGCCAACGACCAGCUCUACCAGCCCCUCGGAGAGCGGGAGGAUGAGCAGUACAGCAGGCUGGCACCCACCCGGGCCCGCAAGUGAGGUGGAGCCUGUGACUCCAUCAGCACGCAGGCUCUGCCUGCAGAUCACCCCUGCUCCCUGCCAGGUUGGGCUACUUGUGGCACUGUGCUCAUUCCAUGACCUCCUGCACUUCUGUAUUCCUCUCAUUAAAGAUGAGCCUCUCCCACA